Molecule: messenger RNA, 1749 nt
Organism: Brachypodium distachyon (stiff brome)
Lineage: Eukaryota; Viridiplantae; Streptophyta; Magnoliopsida; Poales; Poaceae
Product: protein ABCI12, chloroplastic
Exons: 9
Coding region: 115-1302 (395 amino acids)
Cellular component (GO): chloroplast
Source: RefSeq, a predicted model, not a curated record
AGGACCUGUUUCUGGCGGUACCUGCUGGGUGGUGGCUGCUGCAAUCCUGCCUAGGCUAGCUAGGCCGCUCCCCCCACCUCGCCCUGCCUGCUCCCCUCUCCGGUCGAGCCACCGAUGGCCGCCCUCCACCUCCGCCCUUUCCACUCCCUCGCUCUCCCCGCAGCCAAAACCACCCCUAGUCCCAACUGGCUCCUCCCGCCGAAGGCAAGGGCAAAGGGCAGAAGCGUCCGCCUCGCCUUGUUCGUGUGCGCCGCUUCCAGUUCCAACCCCACGCCCGCAGCCCCCUCCUCCUCGGCGUCGACCUCGGGGGAUAAGAAUGGCGCCGCGUCGGCCGCUGCUAAGUGGGCCGCGUGGAUCCCACGCGCGGCGGUUGGCGGGGUCGGCCCGGAGCAGGUCCUCCGGCUCAUCUCCGGCGCCGCGGCCACGCCCAUCUGCCAGUUCGUCGACUCCCCUCGCACCUUCCUCCACUCCGUCGACCCCCGCGUCAAGCUGGUUUGGCUCUUGGCUCUUGUUGUCCUACCAGCCAGGUCAAAUAUUUAUAUGCGGUUUGGUUUGGUAACAGGCCUUGCUCUUCUUUCAAUGUGGGUUCUGCCAAAUCAUGUCUGGAAGGAUCAACUUGGAAGGGUUACUCUUCUUUCAGGCAUCAUAUUCAUAAUGCUGGGAUUUGGUUCCGAUGGUGCACCUUCAUUAGUCCAGACAAGAACUCCUCCCCCAUUUGUUCUAGGUGUGCCAAAUAUUCCUUGUUCCUUGAGUGGGUAUUCUUACACUAUCAUGAAACUAGGACCACUACAGUUUACAAGGAAAGGCUUAUCAGUAGCAAGUACAUCAGCAUGCCUCUCAUUUGCGAUAUUCCAAAGUGCAAGCCUCUGCUUGACCACAACCACUCCUGAGCAACUUGCUUCUGCUUUGUGGUGGUUUAUGAUUCCACUGAAGUUUAUCGGUGUGCCAGUUCCUGAGAUAAUACUUACACUACUACUAUCUUUGAGGUUCAUUAAUCUAGUAUUUGAUGAGGUUCGCAAUUCAGCACUGGCAAUUGUAGCACGUCGAAUAGAUUGGAAAAAGCUGGCAACUAUGGAGACUAUAGAUAUUUUCUUCAACUACGUCCAGCGAAUUUUCAAAAAUAUAUUUGAUCAUGCGGAGCAAAUAUCCAAGGCAAUGAUUGCUCGAGGAUACCGCGGUGACCCGAGCAACCACAAAAUCUACUUUCUUGCAGAGUCUUCAUUUGGCAUUGUGGAUGCAUUUUCAUUGCUCUGCCUAUUUGCUGUAAUGGGUCUGGCUUCCUUCUCAGAUAAACUGGUUUGAUGGUACCAGGAACUCAGCGAUAUAGCCAUGGGAACGCCAUCCCCCAAUCCCCCAUGUUGCUCAAAACGUGAUCUACACUCAAUAGCAGCAGCCCGUUCAGUGUGGUUGGCACAUCAGUGUAGUGGAAACAUAGUACGGAGUAACAUUAUGAUAUUGCAUAUUAUGAUCAUGGAGAACAAAUAGUGAUUUCAGUGUAUUGCAUAACAACGUUUUGGAGAAAAGGCACGUUCUAAGCGGGCGAGUUAUGUGUAUUCUAUACCCAAUGCUAAGCAGGUGCAACACCAUGUGACAUCACCCGCAAACCCUGAUCAUGGAAAGCUACAGUUAACAUUAGUCUAGUGUUCAAUGGAGUUCGUCAGAUGAUGUACAGAUUGAACGACCUCAAUUAUCUGUCUUAAUAUCACGAGAGGCAUCCUUUGCAAUAUGGAAAAAUAUAGUUUUACUUCA